AUGGUGAUAUUUUCUUUUUCUUUUCACAGGCGUGAACUCGGAAGACAGAGGAGUCACAGAGGUAGGUUGAAAGGGAUAAAGGGCCCGCCACAAGGAAUGAAAGGAGGGAGGUUGCGAGAAGGAGGGGAGCUUAUACUCGGUCUCCUAUCUGAGAGACGAGGAUGUAGGGAGCCGGCAGGUGAUGAUGGAGAGAGAGAGAUAAGAGAACGAGCUCAAGAGAAGUGCUCCGCUGGACGAAAGCAGCCGAAUCUGGGAAAUGUGAACACGGGGCAGGGGAUGGUGAUCUCAAAGAGAGUAGGGGGAAGGGGAAGUUUUGUAUCAGACGCUGCUUCGGGUGCCCAAGGCGUGGUUGCCACCUGGAGUAGUCGAAUCACUGCCUUGGCCGGAAGAGUUGAAACCGUGACGAAUCUGAGUGGAUGGAUCACAGACACCCCCAGAGGGCUAGACACGGACGAGGAGGAGAAUAGUGGACACCUAACCACCAGUAUAAUGAAGUGGCGCUCAGACAUCGGGAUCGCAGCAGGAAGCCACUGGAAACACAGAACCCGUAGCAGUCCGUCAGAGUGCUUGAAAUUCUGGUUGUUGUUUCCAUUCUUCCGAGGGCUUAUUGGUGGUGGUGGUAGUUCUGUGGUGUUGGGCUUGUUGCCGGACAGAAAGUGGAGGCCUGUCAAUUCGGGGGAGACUCCACCGCCCGACUGGAAAACUGAAGUGCCUGGAAGGUCUGGGCUGGGCCUUCUGGAACCAUUGAGGGAAGGGGAAGAUCCAUGGGUUACCGCGGGCGGCAUUGACAGGAAAAGCUUGAUGAAUGCAUUGCUCGCGUCAGGCUGGGCUGACUAUCUAUGGCUGCUGAGCCCGUGGCGGCUACUCCGGGAGCAAGCCAUAAGCCAUGAGCCAAUUUUGCCAACUCGUAUCAGGAUUUAUGUCGGUUACCCGAUCGUUGCACUCUGA
Molecule: messenger RNA, 948 nt
Organism: Aspergillus niger
Lineage: Eukaryota; Fungi; Ascomycota; Eurotiomycetes; Eurotiales; Aspergillaceae
Exons: 7
Coding region: 1-948 (315 amino acids)
Source: RefSeq, a predicted model, not a curated record